Molecule: messenger RNA, 1912 nt
Organism: Coregonus clupeaformis (lake whitefish)
Lineage: Eukaryota; Metazoa; Chordata; Actinopteri; Salmoniformes; Salmonidae
Gene: supt7l
Product: SPT7 like, STAGA complex subunit gamma
Exons: 5
Coding region: 312-1592 (426 amino acids)
Cellular component (GO): SAGA complex
Molecular function (GO): protein heterodimerization activity; transcription coactivator activity
Source: RefSeq, a predicted model, not a curated record
AUAGAUCUGUUGACUGGGAUAUUAUGUAAAUAUUAUGAAUUACCUUAAAAUACAGAGCCCGUAAAGUGGUACCAUGUUACAACGGAAUGCAUUUUUUUAUUUUUUACAUCCACUGUGUGUAGCUAAAUUAUUAACAAGAAGGAGGAACUAUUCCAAACAUUAAAAUUAUUUACACGGUGCCUUUUAAUGACACGGACCAUAAGCAUCGUCUGAAAGCUGUUUUAGUUCUGGACGUAAACUAUACGCUUGUUACAUCUCUUCGAAUACGAAACCUCAUCACACGAGAGCCUGAAGCGGCUCACUAGAGAACGAUGAUGCGUUACUGGGGGGAGAUCCCCGGGCCGGCAGGCGCCCCACCGAGCCGCAGCUCCUUCGACCUGCUCCAGCGCGAGUUCCGCUCGGUGGAGAUGCAGGACCCCCCUCUGCACCAGCCCUCGGCCCAGCGGCCCCGGCCCACUACCAUGCUGGACAUCCCCUCUGAGCCCUGCAGUCUCACCAUCCACACGGUGCAGCUGUGCCAGCACACCCGGCGCCUCCGCAGCCUUCUGGCUGCAGCCCAGGGGAAAGGUCUGGUCCCCUCGGAGGGCGGUGGUGCUGGAGGAAGUAGCAGGCUGGAGGAAGGGGAGGCUCUUCCCCCACGGCCACCCACGCCGCCGGCCGCCCCCGAUGACCUGCUGCCCCUGGACAGCAAGGCACCCUGGCAGCCCUUCCAGCUCUGCCACAGCGACCCUGAGAGCGACUUUUACAUGGGCAAAGGUGAGCCCGUCACCGAGCUGAGCUGGCCCUCGUGCCGACAGCUCCUGUACCAGUCAGUGGCCACAGUCCUGGCCCACGCCGGCUUUGAGUCGGCCCAGGAGAGCGUGCUGGAGACCCUGACUGACCUGGCCCACGAGCACUACCUGCGCCUCAGCCGACUGCUGCGCACGGCCGUGGACCGCGAGGCCCGCCUGGGUGCCACGCCCUUCCCGGACGUGGUAGAGCAGGUGUUCCACGAGGUGGGCAUCGGCAGCGUGCUGGCCCUGCAGCGCUUCUGGCAGGUGCGCAUCAAGGACUACCACAGCCACAUGCUCCAGGUCAGCAAGGAGCUGUCGGAGGAGUAUGAGCGGCUGGUGAACCCCGAGAAGGCCCUGGAGGACUCCAAGCCCCCGCGGAUCAAAGAGGAACCCAUGAAUGACAUCGCCUUCCCCGUCAGCGAGGAGCCAGAGGCGGACCAGGCCUCUGGGGAUCAGGCCCUCCCCAUGGGGGUGCUGGGGGCCCCAAACGAGAGGCUGACCGGGGGCCUGGAGGGGGAACACUCACCACACACCUCAGGUGGCGGAGUUGCCAUCAGCUCCCCCUUGUGGCACCUGUCGCAGGUGAAGAUGGAGCCCCAGGACAGCGAGGAGGGCCAGGUGUCAGGCCACGGGGUACUGGGGGGUGAUGUGUUCGAGGAGGGAGGGCCCAUGUCCACUAUGAGCGAGGCAGACGGCAUGGCGCCCUCGCCCGGAGGGGCGGCGUCGGACGGCAGCUAUGCUUCGCACUCUCCCGACUCACUCAUGGGCACGUCGCCCGUCUUCAACCAGAGGCCCAGGAAGCGCAUUAAGAAGAUAUGAGGAGCCUCAGACUCGCGGAGGCGGCCAUUUUGUGUCAAGGUAACAUUGGCACAUAGAGUGGCAAUACGAAACAUUGCAAGGUUCCAAACUGAUUCCUAUGCCGUUGUCCAUUUUCCCCGAACAGAUCUGAAAGUAUUGGAUAGGUCUCAACAAUAGACCCCUUUCUGUGUUUGCAAACAUUGCCGCACGAGGGCGAUGCGCGCUAGUUGGUAGUAGAACACGGGGAGUUCUUAUUGAAUGCCAGCAAAAAAAGCCUCUAUUUACAUGUUGCUUAUGAAUGCAUUUCACACUACUUUUGGGUUAUAAUUGGAUUUUAAGGC